This is a messenger RNA of Penicillium soppii, 537 nucleotides long. RefSeq names its product putative ubiquitin conjugating enzyme (UbcK). NCBI's taxonomy places the organism in Eukaryota, Fungi, Ascomycota, Eurotiomycetes, Eurotiales, Aspergillaceae. Bases 1 to 537 code for a protein of 178 amino acids. The record is from RefSeq and is a predicted model, not a curated record. The transcript has 3 exons.
AUGAACUACAACAUGGAAGAACCACAGAACGCAGACGCAGCGCCCGCGGAUACAAAGCCAACCUCAGGCCAAAGAAAUGACACGCAAAGCGUGACCAAACGCCUCCAAGCCGAGCUGAUGCAACUAAUGCUCUCGCCUUCGCCCGGUAUCUCCGCCUUCCCGGACGCAGACGGCAACCUGCUCGCCUGGACAGCAACAAUCACCGGCCCGACCGAGACACCCUACGAAGGCCUGACAUUGAAACUUUCCUUCAAGUUCCCAAAUGACUACCCCUACUCGCCCCCGACAGUCCUCUUCAAGACCCCAAUCUACCACCCCAACGUCGACUUCUCCGGCCGCAUCUGCCUCGACAUCCUCAAGGACAAGUGGAGCGCCGUAUACAAUGUCUCAAGCGUUCUCCUCAGCCUGCAAAGCCUGCUAGGUGAGCCAAACAACGCGAGCCCGCUAAACGCCCAAGCCGCCGAACUCUGGGACUCAGACCAGGAGGAAUUCAAGCGCCACGUUCUCGCCCGCCACCAGGAUCUGGACGACGAGUAA